Octopus bimaculoides (California two-spot octopus) is the source of this 2398-nucleotide messenger RNA. RefSeq lists its product as uncharacterized. Gene Ontology annotation, biological process: regulation of transcription by RNA polymerase II. The record is from RefSeq and is a predicted model, not a curated record. Gene Ontology annotation, molecular function: DNA-binding transcription factor activity; RNA polymerase II cis-regulatory region sequence-specific DNA binding. NCBI's taxonomy places the organism in Eukaryota, Metazoa, Mollusca, Cephalopoda, Octopoda, Octopodidae.
UAUUUAAACCACACUAAUCAUUUUGCUGGUUGAUGUAUAUUUAUUUAUACCAUAGACUGGAUAUAAAUGAAAGAAUAAAUUGAUAUAGUUGAAAUGGUGUUUCUCACUGUAUUAAAUUAUGUUAGAGACAUUUAACUUGCAUGACCGUUAUCAUAAUUGCGGCGAGAGAAAAAUUAUCAGUGACACUUAGUAAUAAUUACAGUUAUGCUGAAUGUUGCUUUACAACCUGUCGUACAAGAAUUCUGAUUCCACUAGAAUACCUGCUACCAAUAGUUUCUGGAUCCUUAUAUGUUUGUAGUGUACAUAACUUCUCUUAACUCUAUCCAUAAAUAUUAAUGUAGAUCUGCAAGUCUUUUUGUAUGCAAUAUGUGUGCCACUUGGAGAUGUCCCAGCCAGCAACAAACAUUGCAAGUGUUAUGUAGAAAGUAUUUCUGCAUUGCAUAUUUCCUACACAUGUAAACAGAGUCCCAUGUUUGGACAUCAUAAGACAAGAAACUGAACCAUAAUAGAUUAUAACCACAGGCAUCGGUUUUGAGAGAUUUCUUAAGAGUUAAUAUGGAGGAUGGUAAUUACUCAGACACUAUAAAUUCAGUUAAACAGACAUCCAGUGGUGAGAUAUUAUCAUGUAAAGAAAGUCCAUUAGAGAAACAUAUUAAAUGUGAAAUUUGUGGAAAAUCUUUUGCGAACAGAAGUAAUUUAACAACGCACAAAAGAUUACAUACAGGAAAAAAACCAUUUCGAUGUGAAAUUUGUGGAAAAUUAUUGAAUCAGAAUGUUCACCUUAUCGUCCACAAACGUAGUCACACUGGAGAAAAACCCUACAACUGUGAAACGUGUGGAAAAUCAUUUGCGGAUAAUAGUUAUUUACGAAAUCACAAAAGAAUCCACACUGGAGAAAAUUCUUUUGAGUGCGAGAUAUGUGGAAAUUCGUUUACCCAUAAUUCUCAACUUGUUCUCCACAUCCGUAGACACACUGGAGAAAAGCCAUUCCACUGUGAAAUAUGUGGAAAAUCAUUUGUUGGUAAUAGUUCUUUAACAGCUCACAAAAGAAUCCACAUUGGAGAAAAACCUUAUCACUGUGAAACUUGUGGGAAAUCCUUUGUCAAUAAUAGUUGUCUAACAAUUCACAAAAAAUUCCACACUGAUGAAAAACCUUACCACUGUGAUAUAUGUGGAAAAUCGUUUGUGUAUAAGUGUGAUGUAACACGUCACAAAAGGAUUCACACAGGAGAAAAACCUUUCUACUGUGAAAUCUGUGGGAAAUCUUUUGCCAGUAAUGGCUAUUUAACAAUUCACAAACGAAUUCACACUGGAGACAAACCGUUUGACUGUGAAAUAUGUGGAAAAUGCUUCAUCAAUAAAUCAACACUUGUUACACAUGUACAGAUUCAUAGCAAAGAAAAAACCUAUCAUUGUGAUAUAUGUGGGAAAUCGUUCAUUAUCAAUUCUCGUCUUGUAGUUCAUAAAAAAAUACAUUCUGGGGAAAAACUUUUCCACUGUGAAAUAUGUGGAAAGGCGUUCCUUAAUAAUGGUGUACUUGUUUGUCACUUAAGAGUACACACCGGAGAGAAACCAUUCCAUUGUGAAAUAUGUGGUAAAUCAUUCUCUGAUAAAUCUAAUCUUAGAGGUCACAUUCGUAUCCACACUGGUGACAGGCCAUGGCACUGUGAAAUAUGUGGAAAAUCAUUCAUCUAUCAAACUUACUUAAAUAAGCACAAGCGAAUACACACAGGAGAGAAGCCUUAAAUUAGCUUUUAAAUGAGCUACAUCUGGCCCAAAUAUUCUAUCUGUUUUAUGUUCAGACUCACCAGAUCCAGCCUCAAACACCUACCCUAUGUUGUCAUUCUAAAAAUAAACAAACACCUUCAUUGAAAUCUUGAAGCUACAAGAGAACGUAUUUUUAAUUCAAAACUAUGUGAAGAAACAGUAUUAUAUUUAACUCAAUAAAGAAUGUACUCCAAACAGAGCUAGACAAUGCCAUAAGUGUCAGACUCUUCAAUAGCAUCAUCGUUCCUAUGCUCUUAUAUGCAAGUGAGACAUGGGCUACUGUGAAGAGGACAGGACAUUGAUUGGGUCAAAUGCAAAAGGCCAUGUAAAGAUCCAUGUUAGGAUUAAGAGAGCACGUUUGAAAUGAGAUAAUUCGAGAACGGAGCAGAGUGAAUGAUGUGAUCGCAGAAUACCAAAAGCACAAGUUCCACUGGGCUGGACAUGUUGCAAGAUGGACUUGUGCAGUUACCAAGUGGUAUCCAAGAGACUUUUAAGUUGAAGUGUAAAUUCAAUUGUUUCAUAAAAACAUCUUAUAAAAUUUUAAAUAAAAAUUUGUUAAUGAUAUUUUCAAAAUAAUUUCUGUAACAAAAUAUUAUUUAAUAAAAUUAUCUCCAUACAUAAUUUACACAAA